Molecule: messenger RNA, 961 nt
Organism: Pistacia vera
Lineage: Eukaryota; Viridiplantae; Streptophyta; Magnoliopsida; Sapindales; Anacardiaceae
Exons: 3
Coding region: 39-665 (208 amino acids)
Source: RefSeq, a predicted model, not a curated record
AUGGGCCCCUGCUGAUUUCCAAUUAAUGAAAAGCAUUAAUGGCUUCUUCUAAAAAAUGGGCAGCCUUAAUUUCUACCAUUGCUUCUUCUUUCUACUUCUUUCUCAUUUUCUUCCAAGUCCCUCUUUUCAGGGUACAAUGUAGAAGUGGAAUUUGCACGACACCUAUAGAAGUGACAUCUUCUCAGUUGAUUGCUAAUGAAGUCUUUCCUGAAUCUGUUAUUAAGGCUCUUCUUUAUCCAGGGGCGUUUGCGAAAGCUAUCCUGAAGAGUUCAACCAUUCCUAGCUACAACAAAUUGCUCAACUUGUAUCAGCUCACCAAUCUCAACAAUGCCUCUGUUGCAACCGAUCUCCAGCGCCUAGAGGUUCAUAUUCUUGCAGGAAGCUACUUGUCUGUGGCAGGAGCCCUUUUAUGUCUUGUAAGAGCAGGGAGAAUUGGCCUGUUUGGGACACUUAUUACAUUAUGGGGCCUUGUAAAAGAAGUUAUCAGUCUCAAAAAACAUGAUGACAUAAUUCCCACAAAAGUUGUUUAUAUCUACCCAACUAUGUUAAUGGCUGUGCUUUGUGCUUUCUUGUCUAUAAGAAGAGAUUUAAGAAAAAUAAUUCGGUGUUGUAGAGCUAGCAGGGCUGUUGCAAAAUCUGAGAAAUCAAAAGCAAAAGAUACAUAGGUUGAGGCUGCCAAAAAACAUGAUUGCUGUAAGUAGCCAAGUGUUACACCAACAAUUGGAUACAUGGAAGGAAACACUUAAAACAGAAAAAUGUUUUGAGAUAGUUUAAUGUUGUAUGUAAGCAUUAAUUUUAGAUUCAAAGUUAAUUGGAGCCAUAUUACCUUUGUAGAACAUUUGUAUUUCUAGGCUUGUGUCGGUUCUCUUGAUUCUUUAUGAAAAUUUUUGUGUAGUUGAUUCCAUAUAGCAAUUCCUUUGUAUAUGAGUUGGUUUAGCGAGUGGAGAAAAUGCAUGUAUUA